Xiphophorus couchianus (Monterrey platyfish) is the source of this 4305-nucleotide messenger RNA. RefSeq names its product phospholipid phosphatase related 2a (gene plppr2a). Gene Ontology annotation, molecular function: phosphatidate phosphatase activity. Gene Ontology annotation, biological process: phospholipid metabolic process; signal transduction; phospholipid dephosphorylation. The transcript has 8 exons. The record is from RefSeq and is a predicted model, not a curated record. Gene Ontology annotation, cellular component: plasma membrane. Lineage: Eukaryota; Metazoa; Chordata; Actinopteri; Cyprinodontiformes; Poeciliidae. The coding region runs from base 614 to 1621 and encodes 335 amino acids.
UGUAGAUAAAGGGGGGAAGACGGAUAGAGGGAUGGAAAAAGGCAGGGAUGAAGAGGCAAAACAAGCACUGAAUACAAAUGAGCUGACACACAUAAUGCUCUCCCUCCCUCCGUUUCCCUCUCUCUCUCUUUCUGCUCUCGAUCACUGUCUCCCUCACACCGUUUCUUCCCUCUUGCACACAUUCUUGCGCUCUCCGGCUCCUCUCGGCAUCCUCUCUGCUGGAUCAAUGGAGUGCAGGAGGUGAUUUCAGCCCCUUGAUUUAUUAGUCACCCCUGGUUGCUGGAACAAGCCAAUUAAAGAGGAUUCCGAGUGUGUGCUCCUGAGACGGAGACGAUCCUGAGACGGAGACAAUACUCUUCUGCUGCUUCCUCACGCUUUUACUGUGGACCAGGAGGCAGCGAGGAGAAGAGGGUUGCAGGGUGGUGUGGAGGGGUGGUGGUGGGUUUCUUGGACGAGGAAGAGAAGAAGGACGUAAGGAGGGACAAUUUCACGCCACUUUAGCAUCAUUUGUUCUGUCAUGGCCAGGACAUAGGACUCCACAGCAAACAUCAGCUUGGCGGCAAGGUACCCAAGGUUAAGGGAAGUGACGGCUGGGCCGGGUCAACAGGGAGGGAUGGCGCUGGAGGAGAAGCCUGGUGUAAAGAGCAGCAGCUCCAUCGUUCCCUGCUUCCUGUUUGUGGAGCUGGUGAUCAUGGCUGGGACGGUGCUGCUGGCUUACUACUUCGAGUACACGGACACCUUCCCCGUCCACAUCCAGGGCUUCUUCUGCUACGACAAGAGCUUCUCUAAGCCCUACCCCGGUCCGGACGACGCCAGCAAAAUCCCGCCGGUGCUCAUCUACUCGCUCGUGACAGCCGUCCCCACGGUCAUGAUUCUUGUUGGGGAACUUUGUGCGUUUUUCACCAAGGCAGAGGGAACCCAGGAAAAGACCAUAGUCACCGCAGACUGCUGCUACUUCAACCCCCUGCUCAGGCGCAUUGUACGCUUCUUAGGAGUGUACGCCUUCGGCUUGUUCACCACUGCCAUUUUCGCCAACGCCGGCCAGGUGGUGACAGGAAACCAGACGCCUCAUUUCCUGUCCGCCUGCCGACCGAACUACACCGCGUUGGGCUGCCAGUCGACCAUGCAGUACAUCACCGAGCGCCGCGCCUGCACGGGCAACCCGCUGAUUGUCAUGUCUGCGCGUAAAUCCUUCCCGUCUAAGGACGCAGCGCUCAGCGUGUACUCUGCCUUGUACACAGUGAUGUAUGUGACACUGGUGUUUAAAACCAAAGGCACCCGGCUCACCAAGCCCACCAUCAGCCUCACUCUGCUGUGCCUGGCCGUGCUGGUGGGAGUGGUGAGGGUCGCCGAGUACCGCAACCACUGGGCUGACGUGCUGGCUGGAUUCUUCACCGGUGGCGCCAUCGCUGUGUUCUUGGUAACUUGUGUCAUUAACAACUUCCAACAGUUUCAGCCAAGCCCGCCUCCGCUGCGACCCCAACGUCCUGAAUCCAUGCUGGGCAUGCCCAUGGUGACACUGCCUUGUGUGGAAAGUCCACUCGAAAAGUUAAGUGGCCCUCAGCACCCUGCACUCUCUGCCUCCCCGCCACCUUUCAACGCCUACAUCCAGCCAUUCUAACCAAACCUGAACCCCCUUUUUGUUACUGUCAUCCCUCCACUAUCUCUGUCUUAUUUCUGUUCUCACAUCCUCUCUGUCUCUCUCUCCCUCCAUUACCCCCGACCUUGAACAAUCAGUUCAUUCGACACAUUGCACUGGAUUAUUCUUCUCUUCACCCCGUCCCUCUGUCCCCUUCUUCUUCUUUUCCUUCUUCUCCCCCCCGGCUCCCCUACCUCUCUCUCCUUCUCACUCCUCUCUCUACCCCUGCAGACUCCGCGGGAAUCUCCAUUCACAGAGAUCACAUGACCAUCAGCCCUAUCGGUUCCCCGCCACCCCCGAUGUCCUCGUACAGUCUCGCUCCAUUUCCAGCGAAGUCUAGACCAGCCGGAGCAGCAGCACUCGCCACACUGCGCGGCCCACGGGUCGGGUCGGAGCACCAUGCUGCAUCGCUCCUAUUCCACGCAGGUCUAGGCCCAGCGGACAGUGACCCCUCCCCCUUCCACGCCCCAUAGACUUCCUUAAAUGCCGGGGAACCGAUAGGCAAACUAUUUCAGACUUCUUUCUUACAAUACUGUGAACAAUCAGCGGAGAGUCACCCAUCUCUCUUGAGUGAUUCAUUUUUACAUUCUUUUGUAUCGAAUCAGUCGCAAUGGAUUUCUUCUGCUUUGACUUAAGAGAUUUUUGUACUGCUAAGUUCACACCUGUGGAACAAGAGGCGGGAUCUGACAGCCAGUGGGGGGAUGACCUCCGCCACAUUGGACCAAAGACACACGCUGCAGGCAAUGUGUCGAAAUCUGUUAAAAACACCUUUUUACCGAGCCACACACUCAAAAUAAUCAUAAGCUGCGUUUCCAUUAACCCUAUAAUUGCACAAUUUGACAUUUCUGAAAAACACAUUUUUCAAUGAAAGCGGUGCUACAUGCUAUUGAAUCAUGGGGUGUACUUAGAUUUGUCUAUGACUAUGUUAGCAAUCAAAUGCACUUUCUUUUUUCAUAACUGCAUACCGCAAAUGUUUUUGAUUUUAAAGUCCCAUUUUAGGUUCUUAACUGUUUAACAAUUUAACAGGUGUCGGUAUUUCAUCACUUUAAGUUUUAAUAGCGUAGUUGCCGAAAGUCAUAUUUAGGCCAAAUUGGGAUAUUUGCGUAAUACUGACCUCUUUACCUUGCUACGUCAAAAUACAUUUGCUUAAUGGAAACAUGCUAAUUUUGAAAAAACUUGUUUUUCAAAAUUUUUGUCACUAAAAUAAGGUGUUUUUUUAUUUAUUUAUUAAAACUAGUUUAAUUCACAAAACUGCUAAAUACUUUUUUUCAUAUCAGACAAGUCAUGAUCAACAACAGGAUGUUAUCUUUGGCUCAAACCAUGAAGAAGACAACGAGAAGUAGUAAGAACUGAAACGUUGCGAUUGCAAAUUUGUGGGGGUUUCUUGACAUUAGCGGAACAUUGACAACGUUUUGUGCACAUUUGCAACGGAAACGCAGCUGUAAGCACACGUGUUUUUUUUUUUUUUCUUUUUCCUGCUCAUCUCAAUCGAACGCGCCGCUGACAUUUGGGUGGUCCACUCUGUACUGCGUGCGGUCCAUCUCGAGCAAAGCACAGUCGGCAGAAACAACAGACAAAAACAGACAGGAGGAAAAAGCACAGAACCGAUCAGCUGCCUGUCUUCGUUAGAGCUUUUUUGUCCCACCCUGAGAUGGGUGAAAUUUUACCAAAUUCUAAUGGAAAAAGUUUCAGAGUUGCUGACCGCAGCCAAAUUAAUGUUGUUUUGUUGUUGUUGUUCCUACAUGCUGUAUGAGAUUCUUGUUUGGUCGUUGUUCCGCUGGGUUUGGAACAUUGUUUUCCCAAGAAAAAAAAAAAAGUAUCUUUUUUUUCUACGGAUCUCCCCGGCAGUGUAGCUCUUCUGACUGAUUCUGAAGACUUUAUGUUCACUGAUCUGUAUAUAAGACGUAGAUGCCAUAAGCGCCACAUGCGGUGAGACAGUUUUGCUGAAUUUGAUUUGCACACUCUGCCCCUUCAUGUCCCCUCCCGGACACGGUGCCAUCAUUGUGCUGUGAAAGGGUUCCCCCUGCUGGAUGGCCCGUGCAAAAACACACUAAGGAACAAAGAAAAAAAAAAACCUUCUCAACAUAUUGCAACCUUAAAUGUAUUUUAUUAGGAUUUAUUGAUGAUAGACCAAUACAAUGCAUCGGAAAGGAAAUACUUAUCAAAGUUUUUCUGAAAAAAUAAUUAAAACCUAAAUUUAUAUCUACCCCCUUUAUUCUGACUGAUUAAACAUAAAUCCAGUGUAAUGAGUUUCUUUAAUGAGAUUAUUAGUGAUUGGAGCUAAUUCAGGUCCAAUCACUAAACAGAAUUGAAGGAGGUUGACUUGAUAUCUGGCAAUGAUUUAUAUCAAAGCACAUUCACAUUUAAAAAUGGCCUAGUCAAAGUCUAGACCAAAAUCCUCUUCAUAAUUCCAAGCUGUUCAGAGCUGGUGGACAGCGUUGUAAAAUGCCCGACAUGGCCACUGAAAGGUGGUUCUAGAAAGUUCUGCCUUGGGGAGGCAAGAAGGAGAAUGAAUACAAACGCGCUCCACACUGUUAAGAUUUUCAUUCAAGUAUAAUUGUCCCUCCACGUCACAAAUGUUCUUAACGUAGUUUUGGUCCAUCAUGUAUACUAACCAAUAAAAUGCACCUGCAUUGGGCGGUUUGGUAAAAUGUUGAGAAGUUUAA